Molecule: messenger RNA, 1921 nt
Organism: Folsomia candida
Lineage: Eukaryota; Metazoa; Arthropoda; Collembola; Entomobryomorpha; Isotomidae
Gene: SerRS-m
Product: serine--tRNA ligase, mitochondrial
Exons: 5
Coding region: 136-1719 (527 amino acids)
Biological process (GO): mitochondrial seryl-tRNA aminoacylation
Cellular component (GO): mitochondrion
Molecular function (GO): ATP binding; serine-tRNA ligase activity; tRNA binding
Source: RefSeq, a predicted model, not a curated record
CGGACACCAAAAGCUUCUAUUCCAAAAUGAAAACUGACCAUGUACAAUGUAAACACUACUACGCGACCUUAUAAAUCAGAACUACUCUAAUUUUAGAUUCGUCCAACAUAAUAAUUGCACCGGUUCCUUAAGAGGAUGGACGUUGUAGAGAUUCGCCACUUGGUGGGCGUCCUUCUGAAACAUUGUCCUUCUACACGGCACAUAACUCGUUUGACCAAUCGUUUAGUUGGUUCUCAAGUCCCGUCAAGCCGGCGAUACCUUCAUUCUCGACAAAAUAAAAUCCACCAACUUUGUCGAUUAGUCUCAACAAAACCCGGAACAGUGUUACAACCCGACAAUGCAGGUGGCGAUGUUGUAAAAAAAUUAGACGACAAAUCCUAUUUCAAACGCCUCGGGAAGACAACAAACCAUUAUUGGACGGACCAUGCUGAAGAUAUUUUACAACGAUUGAACAUGGAGCGACUUGUUGACCCGGAUCAUAAUCUAAAUCUGAGAGAGAAUCUACGGAGGCGGUACUGCGACGACAAGGUUGACCUCGAUGUGAUCCGAUCUCUGUGGGGACGAUGGUCCACGACGACGUCGAGGAAGGAUAGGGAGGAGCUGGCUUCGACAGUGGUGGGGUUGGCCUUGUGGGUACCCAACGAUUCCUGUUCCGAGGCUUUAGCCAUACCAGAUGACGCCCCUGUUCCGAUCAACGUCCAUGGUCAACCAACAACGCCUGAAGUCUUAGAGUUUCAAAAGUACUGCGAUAAGCACGGAUGGCUGAGGAAUGAUAAUCUCGGGAAUAUUGCAAACCACAGAAGCUAUUUUCUAAAGGGACCUUUGGCUGAACUUGAGGAGGCCUUGGUCCGGUAUGCUCUGGAUGCCGUGAAAAAAUUAGGUUUUCAACUAAUAUCCGUUCCAGAUAUUUUGUAUCCUCAUGUUAUCGAGUCCUGUGGUAUGAAGACUCGAAGUGAUCGCGAUCAGGUAUUUUGGGUGGAACUUCCAGACUCUCCAAAUUCUGAAGUUUGCCUAUCCGGUACGGCAGAAAUGUCAAUUGGAGGAUCUCUGCAAGACAGAACUUUCAUGCUUUCAUCACUGCCUCUAAAAUUAGCAGCUGUUAGUCGCUGCUUUCGAGCUGAAACGUCGUCAAUUGAAGAAGAAAGAGGAUUGUACCGUGUUCACGAGUUUACAAAAGUAGAACUGUUUGGAGUCACUGCUGCAGAAACUGGAACUGAAAGCUCUGAGCUUCAUCAAGAGAUAAGAACUUUGGAGGAGUCUCUUUUUUCACAACUAGGAAUUCAUUUCAAGACUCUAGAAAUGCCACCAAGUGAAUUGGGUCUCCCAGCUUUCCGUAAAUUUGAUAUUGAAGCUUGGAUGCCUGGAAGAAAAAUGUUUGGUGAGAUUUCCAGUUGUAGCAAUUGUACUGACUUUCAAAGUAGAAGAUUAAACAUUCGCUACAAAAGAGAAGGAGAGAGUCGUCAACCAGGUGUCUUGCCAUUUGUUCACACGGUGAAUGGGACAGCUAUGGCGAUUCCAAGAAUGCUCAUCACUUUGGUCGAAGCUUGUCAACGGCCAGAUGGAUCGAUCGAAAUUCCACCUGUGCUCCACAAAUUUAUGACACGACCUUGGGAGGAAAGCGUAAAAGUGAAUCCGAAAUUUCAAACUAGUUUUUUACGAACAAAAGCAGCCCAAAUUAAGUACUUAAAACAAUUUAGAGAGUUGGAGCUGGAUAAUUGAACUUAUCGUGAAGUGUGCAUGUGUCAAUCAAAUCACACUAGUAAUUACCUAAUUUUCCUUUCUUUCACUGCAUACGAACAGCAGUUUACAAACCCAUUGUAACGUAAUUAUAUAUUUAUGGUCAGAUACAUAUUUACUUAUACAUAGUUUUAGCUUGGAGUACGAUUAAAAAUAUAUAACCAAUUAUAUUGACUUAUUUGAA